Messenger RNA from Fusarium vanettenii 77-13-4, 1566 nucleotides. RefSeq lists its product as uncharacterized. The record is from RefSeq and is a predicted model, not a curated record. Lineage: Eukaryota; Fungi; Ascomycota; Sordariomycetes; Hypocreales; Nectriaceae. Bases 1 to 1566 code for a protein of 521 amino acids. Gene Ontology annotation, molecular function: iron ion binding; monooxygenase activity; oxidoreductase activity, acting on paired donors, with incorporation or reduction of molecular oxygen. The transcript is spliced from 5 exons.
AUGGCUCUCCUUCAGAGCCCGCUAUCCAGGGGGGCCCCCUCGAUCGCGUCGAUUGUCGGCGUUGCUGUCAUCUGCAUCAUAUCUUGGUUCAUAUGGAAACUUGUUGAGGAGAAGCGUUUCGAGAGGCGAUACCGCUUGCCAAACCUCGUUCCGGGCCUGCCUCUCAUUGGCAACGGACACCAAAUCCCUCCCGGCGGUACGGUUUUGCACUUCCAAAAGUUGGCCAAGCAAUAUGGUGAGAUGUUCACCGUAAAGAUUGGAGGCGUGUACUGGCUAUUUUUGAACUCUAGACGGGUCUCAAAUGAGCUUCUAGAUAAGCGAGCCUCUAUUUACUCGUCUCGAAUGAGUCUUCCCAUGGCCAACGACCUCAUUUCAAACCAGAAACGGAUUGUCCUGAUGCCGUAUGGAGACUUGUGGAGGCGGGAGCGAAAAGUAAUGCAUCAGAUCCUGAACGGCACUCGUACACGAUUGUUUGAGCCCUAUCAGGACACUGAGUCUAAAGCCCUACUCUUCAACUAUCUACAAAGUCCCCAAGCGUGGUUCAAAGCGCACGCAACCUUUUCGGGCUCCAUCAUUAUGUCUGUCGUCUUUGGGCGGAGAGCAGGCCUUGAGGAUCCCAACCUUCGCGAGUCACUCGCCGUUUCCGAGAAGUUUGUGCCCUAUCUGGUACCAGGUGCCUCUCUGGUCGAUCACUUGCCAUUCCUUGCCCGGAUCCCUUGGUUGAAGAGUCUCCAGCCUUGGCGAUGGUACGGUGACUACCUUUAUCGCCGCACCAAAACGGUUUACAAGAGAGAAAUGGAUGAUUUACGCGGACGCAUGAAGUCUGGAUCGUACAAGCCUUGCUUCAUGUCCGAGUUCCUUAAUCUAGGCCACGACCAAGAGUUUGAGGACGACGACUUAUAUUUUAUAGCCGGCGCUCUAAUGGAGGCGGGGACAGACACGACUCGCGUAUCGCUCGACCAAAUCGUUGCUUCUGUAGUCUUGUUCCCGGACUGGGCCGAGAGAGCUCGUAAAGAGCUGGACGAGGUUUGCGGUCCCAACGCGGAACGGCUUCCAACAGCCCAAGAUGCACCAAAGCUCCCCCGUAUCAAAGCUGCAGUAAAGGAGAGCGUUCGCUGGAAGCCCAUUAUUGCUGAGACAGGCAUCCCUCACGCACUGACGCGUGAUGAUGAGUUCGAAGGUUACAGAAUCCCUGCCGGAACCGUCGUUAAUUACAACCACUGGGCCAUCUCGAAUGACCCCGCACAAUAUGAGCAGCCCGAGCGCUUCUGGCCUGAACGCUUCAUGGACGAGGACCUUGACAAGCCUUUGCAAGGGCAUCUAGGGUUUGGCGCGGGUAAAAGGGUCUGUGUUGGCUAUAGCGUUGGCAACACCAACCUGUUUAUCGCCAUUGCACGCAUCCUAUACUGCUUUGAUAUCCAAGGGGCGGAUGAUACUCCAAUUGAUACAUCCAAGCCGCUGUACGCCAUUGAUUCUCAGCCUCCAUUUAAAGUGCACGUCAAACCAAGGACCGAAGCACAUGCGGAACUUGUCAGGAGGGAGUGUAGCGACGCAGUUGUAAAAUGA